This is a messenger RNA of Aaosphaeria arxii CBS 175.79, 1307 nucleotides long. RefSeq names its product mitochondrial carrier. Gene Ontology annotation, biological process: mitochondrial phosphate ion transmembrane transport. Gene Ontology annotation, cellular component: mitochondrial inner membrane. The transcript has 6 exons. NCBI's taxonomy places the organism in Eukaryota, Fungi, Ascomycota, Dothideomycetes, Pleosporales. Bases 145 to 1071 code for a protein of 308 amino acids. Gene Ontology annotation, molecular function: phosphate transmembrane transporter activity. The record is from RefSeq and is a predicted model, not a curated record.
UUUUUUUCUCUCUUUCUUUCUGGCUCUAGAAUUUCCUCCUACUAGAAUUGGGCAUUUAAUGAGAAGAAGGAAAGACCGCAUUUGGACGAACGUAUCUAGUAGUUGAUCUCUCACCACAUAGUUCGCAAUCAGCGUAUCAAGAACAUGUCCACCAAAUCCGCCCCGCUCGCGCCGCAGCGCAAAAUUGAGAUGUUCUCAGGAACAUAUUUUGCCGCAUGCACACUCGGUGGUAUGACAGCUUGUGGGCCUACGCAUACUAUGGUGACUCCGCUUGAUCUGGUAAAAUGUCGUCGCCAGGUCGACGAUAAGAUCUACAAAUCCAACACACAAGCAUGGAAGAUGAUUUACCGCAAUGAGGGGAUCCGUGGAAUCUUCUUUGGUUGGACGCCUACCUUCAUUGGAUAUUCCUUUCAAGGAGCCGGGAAAUACGGUUUCUACGAGGUUUUCAAGUACCUUUAUGGCGACAAAUUGGCUCCUGGCGCGAACAAGACCCUUGUUUAUCUUGCUGCUUCAGCCUCUGCAGAGUUCCUGGCAGACAUUGCACUUUGUCCUUUGGAGGCGAUCAAGGUCCGUAUGCAGACUACAUUACCACCAUUUGCAAACACUUUACGGGAGGGAUGGUCCAAGGUCGUUGCGGAAGAAGGUGUCGCGGGCUUGUACAAGGGGUUGUAUCCACUAUGGGGACGUCAAAUUCCAUAUACCAUGGUUAAGUUUGCGACAUUCGAAAAGGCGGUGGAGCAGAUCUACAAGACCCUAGGCAAGCCAAAGGAGUCUUAUAAUGGCCUACAACAGACUGGAGUGUCCUUCUUGGGAGGCUACAUUGCUGGUAUCGGGUGCGCCAUUGUGUCGCAUCCAGCUGACGUCAUGGUCUCGAAAUUGAACAGCGAUCGCAAGGCUGGCGAGGGUGCCGGGCAAGCAAUGUCCAGAAUCUACAGCAAGAUUGGCUUCGCAGGGCUGUGGAAUGGUUUACCUGUGCGAAUCUUUAUGAUUGGCACACUCACGGCAUUCCAAUGGCUUAUCUACGACUCAUUCAAAGUGAACCUCGGUCUUCCCACAACAGGCGGGCAUUGAAAUGUCGGCUAUCCCGGCGAAUAUUCCCUUCGAAGAAAAGCGCAAGAAACCAUAGCGCUCUGGUUCUGCAUCAGGCAUGUGCAACUCCAUAAGAACCAGCAGCCAAUCUUGCUCUCGGCAGUUACUAGGGGCGUUUAACGGACCUCAUCUAGGUAUCGUUUCUGGGCGAGUGUAGAUCUAGAUUGAUUCAGUCUGGUGUUUAGGGAGCAUUUGUUGAAGUUUUUGUGCAUAGUUGG